AUGGGCAAAAUAUUAGGAAAGCUCUUCAACGCUGAGGAGAAGGACGUCGUCCCUGGAGAAGAUAUUAGUGUCGUCCCUAGACGACUAAAGAGAAAACAAACAGAAGAUGGGGAAAGCCUACAGAGGGAGAAAAGCAAGAGACUGGUCCCCAUCCCCUGUGAAAAUGAGUUGACAUCCAGCUCAAAGGAUAUUAGUGGCGUCCCUAGACGACUAAAGAGAAAACAAACAGAAGAUGGGGAAAGCCUACAGAGGGAGAAAAGCAAGAGACUGGUCCCCAUCCUCUGUGAAAAUGAGUUGACAUCCAGCUCAAAGGAUAUUAGUGUCGUCCCUAGACGACUAAAGAGAAAACAAACAGAAGAUGGGGAAAGCCUACAGAGGGAGAAAAGCAAGAGACUGGUCCCCAUCCCCUGUGAAAAUGAGUUGACAUCCAGCUCAAAGGAUAUUAGUGGCGUCCCUAGACGACUAAAGAGAAAACAAACGGAAGAUGGGGAAAGCCUACAGAGGGAGAAAAGCAAGAGACUGGUCCCCAUCCUCUGUGACGAUGAGUUGCCAUCCAUCUCAGAGGACACUGAAAGCAGAAACGCACCUGAGGCGGCUCUGAGCGAGAGAAGCGCUAAGAGGAAGUCGGUCGCCGAUGACGGACCGGUUCAGAAGGAGAUCAAGUUUCUAGACCCGUCAGCCAUGUUUAAGGCCAAGUACCAACUGCAGCAGAAACUUGGCCAAGGAGGAUUUGGAUGCGUGUAUGCUGGCUAUCGCAGAGAGGAUAAUCUGCCUGUCGCCAUCAAGCAUGUUAACAUAGACGAAGGGCUCUUCCUUCACCAAGAUAGUGAUGGGAACCUGAUGCCCAUGGAGAUCGCUGUCCUAUACAAACUAGGAGUCGAAUCAGAGCGUCAUUCAGCACACAUUGACCUACUGGACUGGUACGUUGUGGACAAGGAUCUGAUCCUGGUGCUGGAGAGACCGAUGCCGGCCGUAGACCUCAGCCACUACGUUGACGACAAAGGAGGCUUCUUGAAGGAAAAGGAAGCUAAGAUUAUAAUUACACAGUUGGUGAAUGCAGCCAUUGACCUCCAGGAGAAGCACAUUUUCCACCGGGACAUUAAGCCGGAAAAUCUCCUUAUUGAGACCUGCAUGAACGCUCUGCGAGUUCGCGUCAUCGACUUCGGUCUGAGCUGCUUCGGCGGAGAAAACGACGCCUAUGACACCUUUUAUGGUACUCACUUCCCCCCAGAGUGGUUCACUCGGCAGGAGUACAAAGCGGGACCCUCGACAGUAUACCAGAUCGGAGUGGUCCUGUUCUUCAUGCGACACAAGGCGGCAUCUCCACCGGCGAUCACCCUUCUGGAGCUGAAGGAGACCAGUUGGCUUUCCGAAAAUGGCAAAGAUUUCUUUGAGGCGUGCAUAUGUGCGGACCCGGAUAUUCGUUUCACCCUGGAGCAACUGAGGAAUCACCCAAUGUCCAUGCAGUCCGGGCGCAGGUGGUUAUCAAAGCCGCGAAGCUCCGACACGGAGUACAGCGGCGGCAUGGUCCGGGAGGGGAGUAGUAGCGUUAAGCUAGCGCCAGCCUGUGACCAAGAGCCCGCCGUCCGCGAGAUGAGAAGCGAUGUGCAGCCCAGGAGAAUAAGCGAGAUGAUCCACAGCAUACCAGCGGGAAGAUGCCAGCAGUCCGGUGAGGAGAGAGUGGUAGCCUAG
Molecule: messenger RNA, 1692 nt
Organism: Cyclopterus lumpus (lumpfish)
Lineage: Eukaryota; Metazoa; Chordata; Actinopteri; Perciformes; Cyclopteridae
Product: calcium/calmodulin-dependent protein kinase type 1D-like
Exons: 8
Coding region: 1-1692 (563 amino acids)
Biological process (GO): negative regulation of apoptotic process; regulation of mitotic cell cycle; protein autophosphorylation
Cellular component (GO): cytoplasm
Molecular function (GO): protein serine/threonine kinase activity; ATP binding
Source: RefSeq, a predicted model, not a curated record